This is a messenger RNA of Bactrocera neohumeralis, 1856 nucleotides long. RefSeq lists its product as uncharacterized. The transcript is spliced from 3 exons. Bases 69 to 1142 code for a protein of 357 amino acids. Lineage: Eukaryota; Metazoa; Arthropoda; Insecta; Diptera; Tephritidae. The record is from RefSeq and is a predicted model, not a curated record.
ACUUAUGCUGACAGGUGAUAUUGGGGAAGCAACGCUAUUGUGUGUGUACGUUGUAUUAUUUUUUUAAAAUGUCGCGAAAACUUGGAGUAAAUAUAUUUAACGAAAAAUUGCGCAAAGAAUUUUCGUUUAUUAAGAAAGCGAAGACCGAAAGUGAUGUCCUUUGCGAAGUGUGCAACACGGGUUUUAGUAUUAUGCAUAGUGGUCGCCGAGAUAUUGAGCCGCAUAUUAAAUCAAAAAAUCACCAAAAUGCAUUGCACGCUGCCACGUCCAGCCACACACUCAAUAGAUAUUUAAAAAGUUCUACUUUGACCGGAACAGAUGCCCAUAUCGCGGCGUGUGAAGGCGUUUGGGCAUUUCAUGUGAUAAGUUCUAAUCACAGUUUUCGCUCGGCCGAUUGCGCUUCCAAAAUCAUUCGGAGUUGUUUCGCAAUGUCCAAAUUUUCUUGUGCGCGAACGAAAUGCGAAGCCAUCGCAACCGGAGUGCUCGCACCGUUCGUAUUGCAAGAGCUCCAGAAAGACUUAAAUGACUGCCAUUUCUUCACUAUAUUGACGGACGCCUCUAAUCAUGGCAGCACAAAAAUGUUUCCGAUAUUAGUUCGCUUCUUUUCGGAAAAGGAUGGCGUCAAAGUGAAAGUUAUAGACUUGGUAGAUGCAUAUGGAGAAAGUUCCGAAAUAAUUGUAAAUUUGCUGAAUAGCGCUAUGAACAAAUUGAACAUAAAUAAGAAACUAGUUGCGUUUUGUGGAGAUAACGCGGCGUGUAAUUUUGGCAACGUUAAUCGAACCGGCACAAAUAAUGUGUUCUACAAACUGAAGCAGCUUUAUCCUGGAUUGAUUGGCGUUGGAUGUGCAGCGCAUAUUGUUCACAAUACUUUAAAAAAAGCUUGCGACAAAAUGCCUUUUGAUGUGGAGAUGAUUGCAGUCAAAAUUUAUUCACAUUUCUAUUUGUUCACCGUGCGUGUCGCAAAAUUGAAAAAAGUUUGUGAAUCCGUGGAUGUGGAAUAUAAAAAACAGAUAGGUUACAGCAAAACUCGUUUCCUAGGCUUGUUGUCAUCAGUCGACUCAAUAUUAAGAAUUUUUGAUGGUCUUAAGGAGUAUUUUUUUGGGAGAUCCCAACACCCCAAAUUCUUUGCUACUAUUUUUUGAAGAUCCAAGAGCCAAGAUGUGGCUGCUUUUCCUUCGUGAUCAAGCAUCUAUUUUCAACAGAACAGUUAAAGCAGUGGAAAGCGACAAUAUUAAUGCAAUGGAAGUUGGGCAUGCACUCAAUUCUUUUGUCCAAUCGCUCGAAUCUCGGAAAAAAGAAGCAUUUUUGUCCGCUACAGUGCAAAAGGAAAUGGAACAUAUUUCUGCUAGUGACGAAAGAGUGUCAAAAGAAGAGAUGCAAGAUCUCUCACGUCAAUUCUAUGAAUCAUGUAUAAAAUAUAUUGAAAAGUGCAAAGAACAAUUUGACCAUAUUAUGAUUUUUGCCUGGUGUGCGCUUGAUCAACCACCGCAAUGGAAGUUUAUCGAAACCACCGCGAAGUACAUCGCAACCAAUAACCAUUUUGAUCUGGAAUCAUCCGAUACUGAUUUAUUCGAUCAGUUCACGUAUUUGGAAAGAUUCGUAACCGAAGAGAAAAUCCAAUCAUGGGAAGAAAAUGGUACUGCCACCGAUCAACGCUGAAGGAAAUUGCAUCAAAUGAAAAAUACGCAUUCAAAAAUGCCAAUCAGAUCGACGAAAACAAAAAUAAGUAUGCUGAAAUUUGUAUGCAAAUAACGAGUUUGGAUAUCGAAAAAUAAACUGCUUUCUCCAUAACUUGACCAUAAAUAGAAAUCAAAUUAAAUUAAAUUGCAUUUGCAAGCACCGUUUUUUCAUUAAUU